Molecule: messenger RNA, 932 nt
Organism: Nicrophorus vespilloides
Lineage: Eukaryota; Metazoa; Arthropoda; Insecta; Coleoptera; Silphidae
Product: ras-related and estrogen-regulated growth inhibitor
Exons: 4
Coding region: 143-787 (214 amino acids)
Molecular function (GO): GTPase activity; GTP binding
Source: RefSeq, a predicted model, not a curated record
CUAUUUCCCUACAAAACUUACACAACAUUUGUGUGUAUCUCAUCCGCAGAAAACACACGGUUCUAGUUCAUGUGUUAAACCAUUUUUUUGUACCAACAUUUGUAUGUGACUUCCAUCCUGUACUUUAUAGUGUGUGCACAGCAUGUCCAUCAUGAACACCAAGGGGAUUAGGAGGAAAAAGUCAUCAUUGUCUGAAGUCAAAGUUAUCGUGGUCGGUGCUCCAGGUGUUGGAAAGAGCGCUUUAUCCGUGAGAUUCUUGACACGAAGGUACAUCGGGGAAUAUGAUCAUCAAUCAGAAACCAGAUACAAGCACGAAGUACUGGUCGACAACGAGCCUGUCCUCUUCGAGAUCUUGGACACCUGCCCGAAGGGAGCGGCCGAUUUUCCAUCUUCAGAAACUUUGCAUUGGGCGGAUGGCGUCCUUCUAGUAUAUUCCAUAACUGAUCGACAGUCUUUCUCUUACGUUAAGAAAAUAGGAUUGUCAUUGUCGAAUUGUGAUAGGCCGUUGUAUCUUGUUGCUAACAAAAACGACAUGGUGCAUCUCAGGCAGAUCAGUGCUGAGGAAGGAACGAUUCUCGCUAGGGAUUGCGACUGCUGUUUUUCGGAGGUUGCUGCUGCGGAGCAGGUUGGUCCCGUUGCCACCGUUUUCCAUGACCUCUGCAAGGCCGUCCUCGCCGCUCGGAGGAAAUCCAAACAUUCCCUUCUUGAAAGGAUGUUGGGUACCAGAUCCAGCAACAUCAAAUUAUAUGCGAGAGGAAAAAGCGACAGCGCUUUACCCAAAGAUUGAUAUAUUUUCUAGAAUUUACUAACAACUUCUUUUUUUGCAUUUUGUGAUUAAUCGUAAUAUUAUCAAUGAAUAUAUCUGUAUAGGUCCCUAUGUUAGCGAAAUAUUAUAUUUUUGUAAUUAUAUUUAAAAUAAAUAUUGGAAGAAA